This is a messenger RNA of Lepus europaeus (European hare), 5242 nucleotides long. It is a transcript of the gene RCOR1, whose product is annotated as REST corepressor 1. The record is from RefSeq and is a predicted model, not a curated record. Gene Ontology annotation, biological process: negative regulation of DNA-templated transcription; regulation of transcription by RNA polymerase II. NCBI's taxonomy places the organism in Eukaryota, Metazoa, Chordata, Mammalia, Lagomorpha, Leporidae. The coding region runs from base 16 to 1446 and encodes 476 amino acids. Gene Ontology annotation, cellular component: transcription regulator complex; histone deacetylase complex. The transcript is spliced from 12 exons. Gene Ontology annotation, molecular function: transcription corepressor activity.
CCCCGGCCCCCGCCGAUGCCGGCCAUGGUGGAGAAGGGCCCUGAGGUCUCCGGGAAGCGCAGAGGGAGGAACAACGCGGCCGCCUCGGCCGCCGCCGCCUCGGCCGCCUCAGCCGCCGCCGCCUCGGCCGCCGCGGCCGCCUCAGCCGCCUCGGCCGCCGCGGCCGCCGCCGCCCCCAAUAAUGGCCAGAAUAAAAGUUUGGCGGCGGCGGCGCCCAACGGCAACAGCGGCAGCAACUCCUGGGAGGAAGGCAGCUCGGGCUCGUCGAGCGACGAGGAGCACGGUGGCGGCGGCGGCAUGCGGGUCGGACCCCAGUACCAGGCGGCCGUGCCCGACUUCGACCCCGCCAAGCUAGCAAGACGCAGUCAAGAACGAGACAAUCUUGGCAUGUUGGUGUGGUCACCUAACCAGAACCUGUCCGAGGCAAAAUUGGAUGAAUACAUUGCCAUUGCCAAGGAGAAGCACGGGUACAACAUGGAGCAGGCUCUUGGGAUGCUCUUUUGGCAUAAGCAUAACAUUGAAAAAUCACUGGCUGAUUUGCCCAACUUUACCCCCUUCCCAGAUGAGUGGACUGUGGAAGAUAAAGUCUUGUUUGAACAAGCCUUUAGUUUUCACGGGAAGACUUUUCAUAGAAUCCAGCAGAUGCUUCCUGAUAAAUCCAUAGCAAGUCUGGUGAAAUUUUACUACUCUUGGAAGAAGACAAGAACUAAAACCAGUGUGAUGGAUCGCCACGCUCGGAAACAAAAGCGGGAGCGAGAGGAGAGUGAGGAUGAACUAGAAGAAACAAAUGGAAACAAUCCCAUUGACAUUGAGGUUGAUCAAAACAAGGAAAGCAAAAAAGAGGUGCCCCCUACUGAGACAGUUCCUCAGGUCAAAAAAGAAAAACAUAGCACACAAGCUAAAAAUAGAGCAAAAAGGAAACCUCCGAAAGGCAUGUUUCUUUCUCAAGAAGAUGUGGAGGCCGUGUCUGCCAAUGCCUCUGCUGCGACCACGGUGCUGAGACAGCUGGACAUGGAGCUGGUCUCCAUCAAGCGACAGAUUCAGAAUAUUAAACAAACGAACAGUGCUCUCAAAGAAAAACUGGAUGGUGGAAUAGAACCGUAUCGACUUCCAGAGGUCAUUCAGAAAUGCAAUGCACGUUGGACCACAGAAGAGCAGCUUCUGGCCGUACAAGCCAUCAGGAAAUAUGGUCGAGAUUUUCAGGCGAUCUCAGAUGUGAUUGGGAACAAAUCAGUGGUACAAGUCAAAAACUUCUUUGUAAAUUAUCGACGCCGCUUCAACAUAGAUGAAGUUUUACAAGAAUGGGAGGCAGAACAUGGUAAAGAAGAGACCAAUGGGCCCAGGACGCAGAGACCUGCCAAGUCCCCGGAUGACUCUGCAAAGACGCCCGAGGACGAGGAUGAGGCGGCUUCUGUCCUGGACGUCAGAUACGCGUCUGCCUCCUGAGAGACGCUGGUGGCUGCGAACACUGGGUGUGGACUGCUGCGCUGUGCAGGACAUCAGGUAUCACGACACCACCUCGCCAUCUGCAUUACUUCUGUGGACAAGCAGCUAUUACCAAAAAGGCACACACUCCCAGGCCUCUGGUGCACCUGCCUUAAUUCCCUGCUCGGUCCUUGAUGGCGGCACUACUUCCCAGAGAGCCCUGUCGCCUCUCCAACGCCGCCUGCUGCUGGGAAUCCCCCGCCGCACUCCUCCUGGCUCCCGGGACGCACCUCCGCAGGCGGAGCACUGAGCCCCCGAGACGCGCCUCCCGGUCAGCAGCUUCAGAACGGGCGGUCUCCUCAGAAGGCACGGCUCUGUUCCCGCAUGGCCUGGAGCUCUACUCUGUGCAUAAUGUCAUUUUCGGAGUGACUGAGACCCUGUUGGCCUUCUAGAAAGUUUCUCUUGUUCUUUCUGAGCAGCCAGUGGCGAGGCGUCACACUUCUGUGGCCGUCACAGUAUGUCGGCAGACUGCAGCGUGCCCUUUGUCGUGCCAAGGUCCUGAUAGAUCUCGCAUUGCCCCAAAUGUCGGGUGUCAUGAUGGUCUCUACGUUUAGUUGGCUUAAGUCUCUGCCCUCUUCCUCCCUUCCCGAGGGUCCAAAGCUUACUCACAGCAGCAGCCCUUGGGCGCUCUGGCUGGCGGGAGUGUGAGCCAGUGUGUUCUGCCUUCAGCUUUCAGCCCCAUCUCUUCCUGAUGCCCCGACCGCCACCACCACUCAACUCCAAGAGAUUCGGUCCCUGCCUCUGUACCUGGUGCUUGUACAUCGGACUCGGUGCCUUCUCCUCUGGCAACCACGUCACCACCCUUUUCUGUUCUAGCGUCUCGUUUCUUCUGUAAGGUUUAUCGCUUGCCAAAGAUGACAUCACUGAAUUGAGGAGCAGGGGAGAGCUUCUGCAGUUUCUGGCAGAGUGCACAUUUUAAAUGUGUGUGAGCUCAGUAAGUGCUGUUAGAAUCGCUGGGGAUGGUUUUAUAAAGCUCUGUGUGGACUGCACCCGUCGCCCCUGGUCUGCCUGGCCUGCUGUGUGCCCUCCGUGUGUCCUUCAUGUUCGAUGUGAUCACACCACACCUCCCCUCUCUUCUAGUACUAGCACAGGAAAGAGAAGUGAUCGAUGUGUCGGUCUCACAACAGCACGAUGAAGACUCUACAAAGUGGUAUGGGAUGCCUUUUGGUUGGACUGGGAACACGUAGAAUUUUCUGGUAAAUGUGAGACACCCAGCGUCACCUCUGCUCUCAGACCGUGGGCCUGCCGAGGGGUUGUGUGUGGAGCACACAUCCCACCGUAGCCCGCCCCGCACUCAGUGUGUUGAAGUAGCUUUUGUUGUUUGCAUCAAAUACUUUUUUCUGCUUUCAAUACCAAAAAGAAAAAAAUGCAGAUGCUUUAAGGCAUAACCAGAAUUCUCAAGAAUUUUAAAUAUGCAAUUAGAUGUGCUGUGUUUUGACUCCACGCACCUUGCUUUUUGUUUUUAUAAGUCAGCUGAUUUUCUCUUUAGAAAGAGGGCCAGCUAGCAGAAACCUUAAGUUUUUCGGAAUUGUGCAUUCUUUUUUAGAAGUUUGGAGAAAGGUCACUCAAUGGGGGAGGACAGUGGACUUUCCCGCCUCUCGCCACCUUGUUCCUGCACGAGGCGUCUGUUGGGCCAGGAAAACCUGUGUUGAGCAGCUUCAGGAGGCCCCAGCUCACUGUUCACACCUGGUGACAGGGUAGCAAGGUGCCACUAGUGCCGGGUAGGGCGGCCUGUGUCACCGGAAGCCUGCGGGGUGACUGAAAGCCGGCAGGGCAGACGUGGAGGGAACCGGCCUGCGUCAGGGGACCCGAAGGCAUGGACUGAAGCCUUAGGUCCCGUCUUGUUUAGCAGAAGCCUCCAGCAAUUGCUGCAGUGGGUUCCUCCCUCUGCCAGCAGCUGCUUUCCCUGCUCAUACCCAGGCUCUUCCCCUGGGGACUGGGUCCCCUCUGGCAGCACCUGGAGGCUCCGUGCCUGUCCCUGGGCGGUGUGGCAAGUGGAGCGACAGUGCCGGCAGCCCCCUGUCUUCUGCACGAUCCUGUCCUUGGCUCCUGUGCUGGAGCUCUUGAGAUCACAGCAGCCGGCUCCAGGCUCCCCGAGAGCACAUGUGGUCCUGCCACCGAGCGGAAGAGGUGCUGAGCCGCCUGCCUGCCGUAGUUGCUUCCUGAACAAGAUAGCACUGUGUUUUAGACUUCUUUUCUUUACACUGUCCUUGCAAUGAUGUAAAUGCAAGAAAUCACUUAGCUUAAAAAGCUCAAUGGUUUGGUCUUAUUUAUGUGAAGACUUUUUAACAUAUCAAGAAUUAGGUGCAUUGGCAGGUAGUGUUUGGGAUGUGAUAACUGCUUCAGAUGGAAUGUUCACUUAAGCAUUGUCUUCUUUAACAUUAUCAAUGUGAAUGUCAUAAUUAUAUAUUUUUGUGGGAAAUUUCUCCUAAGUUAUUGUGCAAAGUAUAGUAACAUUGACGCAAAUAAUAGUUUAACUUUUAGUUUAGAAACCCUAAAAGAUAUAAAUUGUGUUGCAUAUGCAUUAAAAGUUUGUUUUAUUUAAUUUUAUGUAGAUGUGUAAAGUGUUAGGUAAAAGUUUUUUUCACUUUUCCAUUUAAACACCUCGUUACUUGAAUAUCGUGUUGACUGGUCUGCGACAGUGAUCCGCUCUGUAACAGCUCGGGUGACACCAGUGGUGGCGCGCAGGCGGGGGCCGGGUAGGCAGGAGCCAGGGGCUAGUGGCGUGUACCCCUUGCCUUGUCUUGGCAGGUUUGUCGAGACACCAUCCUCACGGUGACUGUGGUGGCUCCGCCUGUAACACCCUUUGACGGUCACAAACUUGUAAUCGAAACACGAAGGUGAAAAAGCAAUUGAGUUUUCAAAGCUCGCUGUGGUGGACGAUUUUGUAGUUUUCUGUUUCUCUAAAGUUCCUCAGAUACCACACGCCACUGUCAGCGUGUUCAUUGUCACUUUAAAUUCCAACAAUGCCCUGUUUUGUCUUUCUAAGUAGCAGAUUACUCUUGGUUACUUGCACACCAAAAAUAAGCCGAACAGUGCAUUACACUACCUGGAUCCCUGCUUUUACGUGAGCGAAGGAAAGACGGAGCCAGCUUACACGAGAGCCACUGUUCCUCUCGUCCAGCCUGUUCCCCAGGACUCGGCUCCUAGUACCGAGCGCAGCUCCCCCUCGGAUUGACUCGCAGGAGCCGGCGACCUGGCUCGCUGGCCUCGUGCCGCGCGGCCGCGCCCUGGGUCUGCAGUUCUCCCAGAGUGCAGGGAGGCACAAUGGCAGCACGCUACAGUCAGAAGAAGGACGGUCAGUACAGUCUAUGCACGUUGUAAAUAGUGAGUGUUUACAGGCGCCGCCUCGACAAGAUCUACACCGGAGUGGAUAGGAUCCCAUUCUGUAGACUUACCCAUUUUGCUAAGUGCUUUUUAGAUUGCUUAAAAUUUUUUCAAGAUUUUAAAAGAUGUAUAAGGUUAAGUUUGCAAAUAUAAUGGAAAUGCUGUAUAUCUUUUGAAGUGAUAAAAUCCACGUUGGAAUUUUAAAGAAAAUACAUUGUAAUAAUGCCGUUGUAAGUAAUAUUUUAAUGUCUGCCUGUUUUCUACUUCAGCACAUUCAUUGUGGUGAAUGUUCAUAGCAUUAUAAUUGCUUAGCCAUUGAAUGAUAACAUUUGUUAGUGGAGAUUAGAAACUUUAUUUGUGAAAAUCUGCAGAGUUCAUUUUCUAUUUCCAGUAUUUGCUGAAGUUAAAUAAAAAUUUUCAAGCCAUUGCA